Cajanus cajan (pigeon pea) is the source of this 1330-nucleotide messenger RNA. RefSeq lists its product as uncharacterized. NCBI's taxonomy places the organism in Eukaryota, Viridiplantae, Streptophyta, Magnoliopsida, Fabales, Fabaceae. The record is from RefSeq and is a predicted model, not a curated record.
AAGCAGCACCCAGGGCGUAGGUUAGCGUGUAGGCUAGAAGGCGAAGCCGAACGUUAAAACCGCCUCGCUCCUUUCUUUUCUUUCUCUCUUAUAAAUGAACAAAGAGCUUGCGUUUCCCGGCGACUAUGCAAACCAAACCCAAAAGCCUUCGUCUUUCUCACCUUGCCCUCUGUAACACACUUGUCUCUUCUACUUGCUCUUGCUCUUCUCUUUUCAAUUAAAUGGUGUUUACGCCUUCCGAGGGACAAGAGACCAUGGCCAUGGGACCCGAGAGAUCCAAGCCGCUUCACAAUUUCAUGUUGCCCUCCUAUCUCAAGUGGGGGAAUCAGCGCCACCUCCGCUGCACCAAGCUCCCCACCGCCGGAGAUCGCCGAUCUCCGCCCCCUAAUGCCACGCCUCCAUUCCUCGCCGACGCCGGGAUCGACGCCGUCAGGGAGAAGCUCAUGCUCGAUCUCAAAACCGAGGCCGAUAGGAUGAAGCACGCGAUUCUCGGCGCCGGCGACAAUCAUCUCCACAUCCACCACGCGCCGGAGGAGGACUCGCCGCCGCCGCCGCACGCCGGACCCAGGACGUGGAAUCUCCGCACCCGCCGCGCUCCGGUCGGGGACAGGGGGGUCCGGAUUGACGAGAGGAGGUCUCCGUUGAGGACUUCCGCCGCCGCCGCCGCCGGGAAGUCGCCGAAAUUGAGAGGGUCGCCGGAGAAGGAGGAGCAUCCGGUGAAGUUUUCUCCGACGCUUUCGAAGAAAGAGUUAGAGGAGGAUUUCAUGAAGAUGGUGGGCCACCGGCCUCCCCGCAGGCCCAAGAGGCGGCCCAGAAACGUGCAGAAGCAGUUGGAUACCCUUUAUCCUGGUCAGUGGUUGUCGGAGGUCAGUGCCGACUGUUACAAGGUUCCUGACGACGCCCAAACUGGCAAGAGGUAGCGUUGAGAUUGGCGAAAGGCAUUUUGUUGGCUGCGUCGGAUACAUAGGAUGGAUGCACAUGGACUUCUGGAUGCGUGCCUUUUGUUCAUUUCAAUGUUCCUUUCAAAUUCAGAAAUAUAGUUUCAUUCUUUUGUUUAUAGAAUAAUACUCUGGACAGUGAUGGUCGUUCCAAAUCACAUGAUUCAAUAGGAUAGUAAGGUUAUCUGGUUUACUACUUUGUUUUUGAAACUAUUUAGUUUCAAGGACCAAGUUAUACUGUGGGAACUUUCAACUUUAAUCUUCAAUUCUAGAUUAUGGGACUUAUUCUCCGAUGCUAGUUUAGUUUUGGUUCACUCUGAAUUUGGCUGUGUUUAUGGGAUUGGAAUAUACACCAUUUGUCUCGUAAUGUUUCUCCUUAUUAAUUAUUAUUA